Vicia faba (fava bean) is the source of this 588-nucleotide messenger RNA. The record is from the annotation of a GenBank genome assembly. NCBI's taxonomy places the organism in Eukaryota, Viridiplantae, Streptophyta, Magnoliopsida, Fabales, Fabaceae.
AUGGCUCCUGAUUUCUCAAAAAACAUGGACCUGAAUCACCUGCUUUCCUUAGGCAAAGACGUGGUUAGGGUUUUGGAGGAUCCUACUGAUCGUGACUUCAACGUCUUCUCCGAAUGUCUCCUACGCACACUCCCCAUUUCUUCAACCUGCCACUCCGAUCUCAACGAAGCUGUCUCCUCUUUCCAAGAUUAUCAGAACAAAGUAGAUUCCCACAAGCAGAAAAUAGAGGAUGUUAGAUCCGAGACUGUUGCUGAUGCAGAACUAGAGCUUCUGCAGAGAGAAUUGGAUGAAGAACUUGAAAAACAACCCAUUAGCAACGGGUUUAAUGAUCUAGAACAGCAACAGAUUUCUAUCAAAGAGCAGAAAAAGAAGUUACUGAAACUCGAGCAAGAAAAGCAAAGGGAACGGAUGCUACUUUCAAUGUAUGCUUCUGUCACCAAUAUUGUUCCAAACUCGGAUGAUCAAUCGAAAAUCUCAGGCUUUAUUGUUGAAAAGGAAAAAAAAGCUGUGGAGAAAUUUGAAUACGACACGUCACAGAUGACUAUCCUUGAAGUAUGUAACGACAUCUGGAAAACAAUAACUGAUUGA